This is a messenger RNA of Anopheles bellator, 1620 nucleotides long. RefSeq names its product mucin-2-like. The coding region runs from base 1 to 1620 and encodes 539 amino acids. Lineage: Eukaryota; Metazoa; Arthropoda; Insecta; Diptera; Culicidae. The transcript is spliced from 2 exons. The record is from RefSeq and is a predicted model, not a curated record.
AUGUGUAAUGUUUCUGGCGGUUAUGUGAUGUACGGUGCUGUGACCCGUUUGGCCGGAGAUGCGCCCCUCUGCACAACGUGGAAACUCCUCACACUGGCGGCCACGUGCGGACUGCUGACCCUGUGCUGCCUCGCGAAGCCGGACGUAUCGCACCUGCUGAAGAAGCAACCCCCGGCCGGCGGUGACAAGCAGAAACGCCAGAACGUCUUCGAAGCCCCGCAGCCGAGCGGGAAGGACGGGUCGGCCGGGGUGCCGUUCGCGUUGUUUCCACUGGACGAGAACCAACCGUCACCGUUCCGAAGGUUGGAAGAUCGGCCCGGUUAUAACUACGACAAGCCGGAGCUACCGCUCGACGUACACCCGGACUCGAAUCUAGUCAGCCCCGUGUCGACCCAGGCACCCGAGUAUCUGCCCCCGGCCGAUGGCCAAGAGACGGUCGCGGUGAACGAGGUGGUAUCACCGAGUUAUCCUGCCGUCAGUUCGAUCACCCCGGCACCGAUCACUACCACGACCACGGUUGGCGGUGUGGCCGUGUCCAGCACCGAGCCACCAGCCGAUGGCUACGAUUACAAGUCGCCCGAUCUGCCGACCAACAUUAACGAGGUGGUUGGUGAGCCGAGCGACAUUAAUCAGCUGGCGACGACGACGGAAGUGACCACCACGACAACCCCGAAGGCUUCGCUCGAGUAUCUGCCUCCCAAACCGCGCCCGGAACUGGUGGUUCCCAGGGGACCGGAGCCCCAACCAUCUACGACCACGGUGGCCAGCACCAUGAUCCCGACUGAAACUACCCGCGUGCCGGAACCACCAUCCGUCCAGCCGGAUGCAUCGGCAUCCGUAUCUACCGUGGUGCGGCCACAACCCACCACGGAAGUUCCUUCAACGGCCGCCCCAGAGUACCUACCGCCGGACAGUGCCGGAGGUUUUCAGAUCAUCGUCCGGGGUCGUUCCGACGCAGACGAUAACGAGGUGACUGUCGGAACCACCUCAACAUCGGCCACAACGGAACCCAGCACCACGCAGCAGCAGCAGCAGCAGGAUGAGCAGUCCUCGACCACCACCGUGGUCAGUAGCACCACGGUGCUGGAUGGCGAGACGGCCACCCCACAAGCGGACGCCUCUUCGGUGAUCUCGCUGAUCAACCAGAUGCAGGAGGUGAACCGUAUCGCCCCCCAGGAUGGCUACGGCCCGGAUGAGGAAGGCUCCUCGACCACCGCAACCCCGUCCACCACGACCCCGUCGGUGACCACGAACCAACCGACGGAACAGCCCUCAGAAACACCGACACCACCACCGAUCGAGUCCCGGAUUGCGCCGGAAGAACCAACCGUGCCGUCGCUGAUCGAUCUCCUGUCAUCGGUGACCACCACGGUGGCGGCCAACGAUACGAUCACGACCUACCGUCCGGCGGACUCCCCUGCGACAACGACCACCGCCCCGAUCGAAUCCAGUGCCGAUGGAUCGGAAGUGCGUCCGAGGAUAGCGGAACCGGAUGACGUCGGUGGCUACAAGUACGAAAUGCCGGACAACUCGCUGGACGUGCCGACGGUGGCCCCCUCGCACACACUCGAAGCCGACGGAUACCACUACAAGGUGCCGGCCGUUCCGUUUCCGCAGUAA